AUGGAAAUCAUUCCUGAAGGUAGACACUUUCGUUUGGUGCAUGAAUCAGAGCUUCCAGAAAUUUUGGUAACUUUAGAGCGCUAUCUGCCGGAAUCAUUAAAGUUUCAUCAAACCAUUAAAACGUACCUGAAUGACCGUAUUUGGGACUUCAAGUUUUAUGUUGCUAAAGAUUGGCCCGAAAAGCCGAUAAUAUUACAUUUUCCAGGAUGCACGCUUACGCCCCACAACAAUAUAUACCAAGCAUUUGGCAUAUUUUGUCCAUCCGCACAAAUCGAACAUGUCGAUCUGAUGCGCACCGAAGAUGUACUUAUAGAUUGGCAGAAGCCAUUGUACCUGAACUUUACGCACAUCGCUAUUAUGAAUCGCCUGGAUGAGUUCUAUUCGAAAAUUGGGCUGAUGGAGCGACUUAGUGGUGAUAUCUAUGUGUGUAAUAAUCUUAAUACGGAACUGGAGCUUGAGCCCUUGCCCGAGGAUGCUGAAAUGCGUCUGCUGACACUUGAUAAUGUCCAGGGCAUCCACGAUCUAUAUCCGGCCAAUGAAAUCGAGUGCGUCAAAUUAUUUGAUAUACUUGUACGCGUGCUGCCCGGUUUGGGUAUCUUCCGUAAGGAUACCAACGAACUGGCAGCAUGGAUGGUCCAUUCAUACUACGGCGCAAUGUUUUCGAUGCAAACACGUCCAGAUUAUCGACGCAUGGGUUACGGCAUUCGUCUGGCCAAGGCGUUGACUCAACUUGUGAUUGAGCGUGGUUAUACACCAUUCGUUGUGAUACGUCCACACAAUGAUGCAUCCAGGAAUCUGUAUACGAAACUGGGCUAUGUCAAGGCGUACGAAACAUGUCGCGUCCGGAUGACACCCGAUUGCUAUGAGGAUAGCACAGUGGGCACCAUAAGUAACACAUCCUAUGCCAAGUUUCCACCACUACCUCAGGGGGAGUGUGUUGUUGCUCUGCGCAAGCAUGUGCCCGGCGAGAGUCAAACUGUGGACGAUGAGGGCAUCGAGGAUAUGUUGGCUGAAAAAUGUGAUAUCAGCAACGAUGAGGCUAGAGAGCGUAAGACCACAACUGAUGAGGGCAUCGGGGAGGAUAAGUAAAAGGCGGCUCCAAGAGCCCCCAUUACAGAGAGCUACAGAUUGAUUGAUUGAACGCUAUAUACAUAUACACAUAUAUAUAUGUAUAUAUAUAUAUAUAUAAACUAUAUAUACUUAUAGAUAUGCAUAUGGAAUACGUAUAUGUAUGUAAAGUCUUAAGCACCUAGAUCUAGGCAACAUUAGGGGACAGGACAGGAUUGACAGGAUUCUCAUGUCGUUUCGAGUCGAUUGUACUUAUUUAAACAUAGAGCAAGGCACAAGUGGCGUUAAUUUUUUAACAAUUAUAUGAACAAAAAAAGAAGAUUAUGAAAUAUCUACAUAGUAUUUACAUUUAUCUAUGUACGAGUAUAUUUAUAGAUGGUAUAUGAAGCUUCCUCACACAAAGCGCAGCGUGUUUUCAGUACGAUAAUUGCUAAACAAGACGAACGUUAGUAACAAAUGAUUUAUUUUAUAUAUAUUAAAAAUUCAAACUGAAUGAUAACAAAUAAAAAAACAUAACAAAAAGACAUAGGCGACAUACGUAAUGGAACACGCUGUUUUUGAAGAUCCGAUUUUAGAAAUGAACAAACAAAAAAAUUUUUAAUUUUUUGCUAAAAAUGCUUUUACAAAAUAAAAUCCAAAAAUUAUAAUGAAAACAAAAACAACAAGACGACGAUGGCUCAGUGCGAAAAAAGGAGCAUAAAAAUUUAUUAUAAACUAUAGAAAUAUAUAUAAAUAUAUCUAUAUAUCAAAUUGUUAACAAAGAAAAAAAAACUAAAACAACAACUCACUCAACUACAAAGAUAAGUACUUCUCUCUGGCUCCACGCAAACUCAGAACAGGUAAAUCAAUUAUUAAAAUGAUAAACGGUUUUGGUACCAAAUAUUUUACGAAACUCGUAUACUUGGCGUAUAUAUGGGCCAUGCGAACUCUCUCUCUUUCUAUGGUUAUUAUACUUAGCUUUUCACAUUUUCGAAACUAAUUUUAUUUUCAAUAAACAUUUCAAUUAGCAUGGCCCAAGCGAUACAACGCUUUGAUUUUGAAAGUACAUUUGGAUUUAUAGGCUUUUUCAAAUUUAUAUAUACCCAAAAAAAAAAAAAAAACCAAACUAAACAAAAAUAAAUGUAUAUUUUAUUAUUACGAAAUUUUAUUAAACUAUAUGCAAAAGAGUACUAAAUGAUUUUUUGCUCCUACAUAAAAUAUUUUUUAGCCUAAAAUGAAGAAAAGAAAACAAACAAAAAAAAAGAAAGAAAAUAAACACGCCAAAGAUGUCUUCUGCUUUAUUUUAAGUACGUACUUUCUAUGCAAAGGUAAUAAAAAUUAAAUUAAUAAAACUGGCUAAGACACGACUGCAGCACGAACAGAUUUAAAUCGUUGAAUGCCGUUAAUUAAUUUUUUGCCUUUGCCUAUUGAAAACAUUUAAUUAUGAAAACACAAAAUAUACGCAAGAAAAUCAAAUUAAAAAUGAAUAAUGAAAAACAACAAAAAAAAAAACACGUUAUAUAUUACAACUGCUAUAUUGUAUGUACUCGAACUAAACAAAAUGAAGCAAAUUUAAAUAAAUACCAAUAUUGAGACAGCAGAAA
Messenger RNA from Drosophila innubila, 2651 nucleotides. RefSeq lists its product as uncharacterized. The transcript is spliced from 4 exons. Gene Ontology annotation, molecular function: acyltransferase activity, transferring groups other than amino-acyl groups. Bases 1 to 1089 code for a protein of 362 amino acids. The record is from RefSeq and is a predicted model, not a curated record. Lineage: Eukaryota; Metazoa; Arthropoda; Insecta; Diptera; Drosophilidae.